AUGGCCGUCUUCCCCAACCUCCUGUGCUAUACCAUCCUUCUCUUCCAGUUUCUCACCACCCUCACCCUGCUCGUCCUCACCCCCAAAAGCUCCAGUCUGCGAUCCAUAUAUCUGCCAUUAAUGACAUGCAUGGCCUACCUUGAAUCCGCCCUCGUCAGUGUCGCUGACCAGAACAUCUUCGUCCAAGUCGCGACCAACGGCUGGCCCUUCACCAUGCUCAUGCACCAGACCAACCUUCUCCUGAUCACGGCCGUCGACCUGACCGCGCAGCAGAACACAAGAGACAGACUGGCAUCCGCACUCACCAUCCUCCCGAGUCCCCGUGGCAUCGGGACCGAUUGGCAGGCCAAGAAUGUCCCCGACUUCCCCGCCGUGUUUCGCGCGCUGCCUCCCAAACGCGGCCAAUUCCUGCGUAGGCAGAUGGCCAUUGCUGCGUGGCAGGGAGCUCUCAUGGCCCUCGUAUUCUCCCUCUUCAUCACGCACAAUCUGUGGGAUUCGGACGGGUCGUACCUCUACCGCUCGGGACGAGAAUUCUCCUACGCCAACCCCAGCGUCGCGCAGCUGCUGGCUCGGGUCAGAGUGACUUGGACGAUUGGUCUCCCCAUAUCGAUGCUCUUCCUGGACUCCCAGUACCGGAUAUGCUCUGCUCUUUGCGCGGCAGUUGGCUGGUCAAGCCCUGCUUCGUGGCCUCCGCUCUUCGGGAGCCUCGGGGACGCGUAUACCGUUCGUGGAUUCUGGGGCAAGUCCUGGCACCAGUACCUCCGAUGGCCUUUCACCAGCAUGUCAACGGCAAUCACCACCCGCGUCCUCCGCCUCCCCAAGCCCUCCCUGCCCGAGCGCUAUCUCAACCUGACCAUCGUAUUCCUCCUUUCCGGGACAAUGCACGUAACCGCCAACGUCACCAGCGGUAUCACAAAUGGAAAUCCCGGCACCCUGCUCUUUUUCCUCGCACAGGCGGGCGCCAUUAUCCUCGAGGACACCGUGCAACACUGCUGGACGGUCUUGCAGCGACGACGGGGGGUGAUUGAGAUGGAGAUGGAGACGCCCAUCUGGCAGCGGUGCGUGGGCUUCGUCUGGGUGUUUUGCUGGAUGGGUGCGACGUAUCCCUUGUGGUGGUAUCCGAUCAUGCGGGCGCUGGUGGUGUACAACUGGUCCGGGGUGUUGGGUGUUCUUCAGGCGCUGGGAUUGUCCCUGUCUUCGCUUCUCGCGGUGGUGGUGGGUGGGGGCGUCGUCCUGCGAGUACUUUUUGGGGCGGAGAUCUAG
Aspergillus heteromorphus CBS 117.55 is the source of this 1263-nucleotide messenger RNA. Its product is annotated as wax synthase family protein. Lineage: Eukaryota; Fungi; Ascomycota; Eurotiomycetes; Eurotiales; Aspergillaceae. The transcript is spliced from 2 exons. Gene Ontology annotation, biological process: lipid metabolic process. The record is from RefSeq and is a predicted model, not a curated record. Bases 1 to 1263 code for a protein of 420 amino acids.